Molecule: messenger RNA, 1693 nt
Organism: Vitis riparia (riverbank grape)
Lineage: Eukaryota; Viridiplantae; Streptophyta; Magnoliopsida; Vitales; Vitaceae
Exons: 6
Coding region: 82-1374 (430 amino acids)
Source: RefSeq, a predicted model, not a curated record
CAUAUAUUAGAAAAGUUGAUUGCUUUUGCGUAGAUUUCUAAGAAAAUUCUUGCGUUUAUUUUCUUGCUUUCUGUCAUUUACAUGACUAUUCGAGACGGAGUGCAAGGAAGGAGACCAGAUAGGUCAAGACAUGUUUGGCUAAGAUUUGAACCAUCCGGGAGAAUAAUGAAGAAAAGUGCAGUAACUUCCCACAAUUUGGGUUCAUUUCCAAGCCCUGGAACAUCCAAUUAUGGUGAUGGCAGUGGGGGAGUUCCAAAGGGUUGGAGCUCAGAACGAGUACCCCCAUCGGUGAAUAGUGGAAGAAGGUAUAUCGGCGGUUCUACAUUGAUGCCAUUCAAUAGCGGAAGGGCAUUGCCUUCCAAAUGGGAAGAUGCAGAGAGGUGGAUUUCUAGCCCGGUUUCAGGGUAUAGUGUUAACAAGAGCUCACUUGCUCAGCCUCAGAAACGAGCCAAGUCAAAGAGCGGUCCCCUUGGACUCCCAGGGGUUGCCUAUAAUCCCAAUUAUUCGCCUGCAAUGCCAGUGUUUGAUGGUGGGAGUGUGAGGAAUUUCAUGGGGCCAUCUUCCCCUUUCUCCACAGGAGUGAUGGUAGCAGAAGGCCUUUCUCUUCACUAUGGUGCCGGCAAUGGGGGACAGCCACAUCCUGUGCCAAACGAACAUAGUAUGGAACGCUCAAUUAGUAUACCCGGAUGGUCUGAUUUUCUAAGUGAAUCCUCAUCGCCCAACUCCCAAGAUGAGAAGCUUGGUGGCACCAAGGAUGCAGAAACCAUGGUUUCUCCAGUAGUUUCACGACGAGAUAUAGCCACUCAAAUGAGCCCUGACAGCAACACCCAUUCAUCUCCCAAAGACAGGUUUUCAUUUCCCCCUUCUCCCUUGCUGCCUACUUUGGAACAACAGACCCAUUCUGUUAAAUCGGAAGUCAGGGAUGUGCAAGUGGACAAAGGAGUCACUAUGAUAAGGUGGUCCAAGAAGCAUGGAGCAAAAACGACUAUGAGGGCUCCCCCUGAUGUUGAGGAAACGGAUAAAAAUGCUGCGGAAGCUCAAGCCUCAUCUUGGGAUAUAGCAGAGCCAUCGAAGAACAUUUUGAAGCUCAAAAGAGAGGAAGCCAAGAUCACUGCAUGGGAGAACCUGCAGAAGGCAAAAGCUGAAGCAGCAAUACAGAAACUCGAGAUGAAACUUGAGAAGAAGAGAGCAGCAUCUAUGGAUAAGAUCCUGAGUAAGCUGAGAAUGGCUGAGAUGAAAGCUGAAGAAAUGAGAAGCUCAAUAUCAGAAAGCCAGGCCAAUCAGGAUUCCAAGACUUCCCACAAGGUUGCAUCCUUCCGCAAGAAUGUCCAGAAGGGUUCCCUGGGUGGUUGUUUUACCUGCCAUGCAGUGUAAUUCCUGCACUUUCAACUGCUGAGUUAUCCAGGUGGAUGGAACUGGAAUUCAAGGUCGAAAAGUUAAAGCUUCUGUUUGCCCUACAAACUAGGUACCCAACACAAUUCUUGUACUGCUUGAAGUGGCACUAUACGCCCAGAGAGAUUCAGAUGAGAUGUAAAAUCCCUUUUGCGCAGCAGAACUUGAUCAGUUUGCAAUUUUCUCUCUUUUUAUUUUUUCGACGCUAUGAUUCACAAAGCAUACAUUAUGAGUAUGUCUCUCAUCUUGGAAAUUCAGCCAACAGCAUAAUUACAUGUCAGCCAAAUAUUUUUUUGUUUUC